Molecule: messenger RNA, 930 nt
Organism: Peronospora belbahrii
Lineage: Eukaryota; Oomycota; Peronosporomycetes; Peronosporales; Peronosporaceae
Source: the annotation of a GenBank genome assembly
AUGGGUAAAAAAGCCACUAAUGAACCAACAUCUGGUGUCGUGUCCUUUGUAACCGGUGGAUUUGGUGGCAUGUGUCUUGUAGCAACGGGUCAUCCGUUGGAUCUCAUUAAGGUCAACAUGCAAACACAACCAAAGCCUUUACCUGGUCAGUUGCCCAUGUAUUCCAAUGCUGUUGAUUGUGCACGCAAGAUGGUUGCUAAAGACGGGAUCCGCGGCUUAUACCGUGGCAUGUCAGCGCCACUAGUGGGUGUCACUCCUAUCUUUGCCACAUGUUUUUGGGGCUAUGACAUGGGCAAACUCAUUGCGAUCAAGGUAUCGGGUCAGUCGCCAACAGCACCUUUUUCCAUGGGACAGAUUAUGUUUGCAGGUGGUUUUUCAGCCAUCCCGGCCACUGUCGUCAUGGCACCUGGUGAGCGUAUUAAAUGCUUGCUUCAGAUCCAAGCGCAGGCUGUAGAACGUGGUGAACCUAAGCUGUACGAUGGCAUGAUUGAUUGUGCCAAGAAAUUAUACCGCACGGGCGGCCUGGCGAGUAUUUUCCGCGGAUGGGAAGCUACAUUGUUGCGAGAUGUGCCAGGCUCUGUGGGAUACUUUGGCGGUUUUGAAGCAGUAAAGCGAGGUCUAACGCCCAAGGGUAAGGAUCCAUCCGACCUGAAUGCUUUUCGUGUAUUUGUGGCCGGUGGCUUUGCGGGAAUCAUCAAUUGGGUCAUCGCUAUUCCUCCUGAUGUAAUCAAGUCGCGCAUCCAAACCGCGCCAGAGGGCACAUACCGUGGCAUCGUGCACUGUUUUCAGGCGCUUAUGAAACAAGAGGGACCUGGCGCACUUUUCACCGGCGUCGGACCUGCCAUGGCUCGCGCGUUUCCUGCCAAUGCCGCAUGUUUCCUGGGUGUAGAGUUUUCUAAGAAGUUCCUCGGUUUCUUAGGUUUCUACUAA